AUCGUGCCACCUUUGUUGUAAUGACCACUGCACUCUAUGAAAAGACAACUCGGUCGAUCACGUUAACUUCAACCAGUUGUAGGUAAUUAAAAACAGCUGUGCUUGGAAAUUGAUUUAAAUUCUUUAGAAAUUAGAAAAAGCUGUGGUUAAAUAGAUUUUUUCUAUCGAUGAACGGAAUUUUUUUUAAACAUUGAAAAUACCCGAGUGCUUCCGAGAGAAUUCUGCACGAAUUAUCUAUUUCCUGUCGGUGGUCAUCUACAACGCAUCUACAGCGCAGUGUCAAAUUACGCGGGAUUGCUACAUGUAUUUAAGGAUAUUAACCACAUAAAGGAGGAUUUAAUUUCAUCCUUUUUAGUAAGGCGAUUUUUUACCUUCCUCUCUGACCUCAUUUCUAGCGGAUAUCAUGUCCGUCUCAAAAAGUUUUCCAACAAAGUCAUCAAAGAUUCUCGUUCUCGCUUUUUUAACGAUUUUAGCAUACCUUGUGUUUACAACCAACAAUGGUUCAAAUGUUAUUCCUCCACGCAUUCUUCCAAAGAAACAGCAUACUUUUGAUUCAAAGGUUUUUUCAAAUGUUAUUCCUCCACGCAUUCUUCCAAAGAAGCAACAUACUUUUGAUAUAAAGGUUGCUAACAGAUACAAGAAAUAUUUGCGACCGUUCACGCCUGGAUUAGAUAAAAAUUGUGUUUUAACUUUGCCCAGAAAAUAUGUCGGGGAAGAGGACAUGCCAAUAAUAAUUCCUCCGGAAAGUGAAAUGAAGUCACUUUCUCUUGACGCCAUUGCCUGUAUUUAUCAUCGUUACGUCACAUCACUUCAAACUCAGUGCGCCUCCAUGGACCGUGUAGGUGAAAUACAGCGAAAGGGAUGGUACAUUUGCGCCGACCCGACUUAUGUUCCGCGCAAACCAUGUACAACAUUUUUGUCUAACAAUAUUUUUCCUGAAAACAUGUUCUCUGGAGAUUUAAAAUUAAGAUACGGUUGUGACAUAUACAAGACCCCACUGUGGUUGAAAACAUCGUUAAAGUCUUGGAAAAAUGAAACGAAUAUACCUAUAAAUGACGUUAUCGAUAUACUUAUAUUAAGUAUUAAUGGCAUAUCAAACUUACCACUUAUUGAUCAUAUUGUAAAUGAGAAAUCCAUAAGUCAAGUACGACAACUACUGUUGGAGUUACACUUUAACCCAAGUCACAUGAGUAUCGAGGACUACGCCCAGGUCUUACUUCGCUUAAAGAAGCUACACAAAUAUGGAUUCAGAAUAGUGUGGUUUGACCGAAUUUUCCAAUGUGCCACUCCGAAAUUUAAUAAGUGUUACGCGGUAUAUUUUGUGCAAGAAAGUUUUAAAGAUAAGACAAAGAAUUUGGAGGUAGUGAAUUUGCCAUCAGUUGAAGAAAUUAAAGGAAUGGAGAGCACAAAAAGUUCAGAUUUGUACUUCAAGUAUCUUCAAACAACCCAAAUAUUCUGUCAGAAUAUAUUUAGAAUGGGACAGAUUGUAGAUGGUGGAUGGGAUGUUUGUCAUGAUCAUAUGGUAAAAUACACUCAACCAUGUAUAGUAUACUCGUUCGGUGUGUCAGGUGACUUAACCUUUGAUGACGAAGUUUCAGAAACAUACCAUUGCGAUGUGUUUUCUUUUGACCCAACAACUGUCUUCCCGACCCACCAGCACGGACCAAACGUUUGGUUCUAUAGAAUAGGAAUAGGAAAUCAGCACGAAAAGUUCAAAGCUGGCUAUGUCGCACCACUGCAGGAACUUCGAGAAAUGCAUAACCACACAUCUUCUCCAAUUGCUAUUCUCAAAAUCGAUGUUGAAGGUGCGGAGUGGCCAAGUUUACCUAAUAUGAUUGAAACACGCCAGCUUGAAGAUGUUGCACAAUUGUAUUUGGAAUUUCAUGGUCAAGGAGACAAAGAAAAUGAACUAGUUGUGUUGAAAAUGUUGUAUGAUGCUGGGUUCCGCAUUUUUUGGUUCCAUCCUAACCCUAAUUGCCUUUAUGAUAAAAAGAUUCGAACACGCUCAAGAUGUAUGGAAGUAUAUUUCAUAAACACUAGUCUCAAAAAGAAGGUUUGAAUGAAAGAGUUGUAUGAAGAAUAAAUAUUUUGAUGUUAUAAAGAAGACAAAAUUAAAAUACUUUUUAAAGAAACAGUUUGUUUAUCUCAUAUUUUAAAUUGAUGGAGAUUGAUUUAAUUUUUUAAAGAAAAUUUCAUUUUUUCCAGAGAUGUUACAUGUAGGAAAUACGUUUGAGGUGUGUUCGGGCUCUGACUGUUCCAAUUGUUUGUUAUAAUUGCUUAAGCAUUUUGUGUCUGUAAAUCCGGAACGGAAAAAUAUAUGGCAUUAUAUGUUUUUGCAUCGGUAUGAAAUAUUUACAACGCAAUAAGUUAUAGAAUGCUAUUUUGGCAACUAUGAAGGACGAAUAUGUGAUAUAUAUUUAAAUCUAAAAUUUGAAAACAAAUCUCCGAAAUAUCUUUCAUCAGCCUUCAAACAAAAUUUAUUAAAUUAAUAUGACUGACAGUGGACAU
Messenger RNA from Magallana angulata, 2508 nucleotides. RefSeq lists its product as uncharacterized. The coding region runs from base 404 to 2059 and encodes 551 amino acids. The record is from RefSeq and is a predicted model, not a curated record. The transcript has 3 exons. NCBI's taxonomy places the organism in Eukaryota, Metazoa, Mollusca, Bivalvia, Ostreida, Ostreidae.